Messenger RNA from Rasamsonia emersonii CBS 393.64, 492 nucleotides. RefSeq lists its product as uncharacterized. NCBI's taxonomy places the organism in Eukaryota, Fungi, Ascomycota, Eurotiomycetes, Eurotiales, Trichocomaceae. The coding region runs from base 1 to 492 and encodes 163 amino acids. The record is from RefSeq and is a predicted model, not a curated record. The transcript has 4 exons.
AUGAAGCUCGCAUCCGCCGCCGCCGUCUCUAUCGGCACCCUCCUCGCCCUCCUCCAGCUGACGCCCGCUCCUUUCAACGCCAUUGUCAUUGCCCUGGACUGCGGUGUCGCUGGUGCCGUCACGUCACAAAUAAUCGGGCACACUGUGGGCAAAAAGGGCGGCAAGUAUGACGAAUCCAUUGACUUUGUGGAGGAGCGCGAUCAAGAUCCGUUUGCGGGCCUGCCGCAGCCCGCCGCCGAUGAGUGCAAGGCCCAGCUCAAGGGCGCCAAGCCAAUCAGACUGAUAGAGCAGACAAUUGGUUUGUUGGUUUCUAUUGCAAUGAAUUGCCGUUUGGGGGCUGGAUUCUCUCCACUCGAAAACUCCAAACCACAGCGAGGGGAUAACAUUCUGAUUCGCGGUUGGAGCAUGGCAUCGCACUUGGAGUCUAUGUAUGGAUUUCCCGAUCAAGCGUUGGUUAAAGAUGAUCACUUGAAUUUGCCAAUAAGAACUUAG